This is a messenger RNA of Cynoglossus semilaevis (tongue sole), 3146 nucleotides long. RefSeq names its product uridine-cytidine kinase-like 1. NCBI's taxonomy places the organism in Eukaryota, Metazoa, Chordata, Actinopteri, Pleuronectiformes, Cynoglossidae. Gene Ontology annotation, molecular function: ATP binding; kinase activity. The record is from RefSeq and is a predicted model, not a curated record. The transcript is spliced from 15 exons. The coding region runs from base 150 to 1787 and encodes 545 amino acids.
GCUUUGCAAAUGUUUCACAUGGAUGCGGAGAACAAGCAGAAUUACUUUUCUGUCCGAUGGACGCAAACGCAUCGUCAGUUCACAUCCUCUGACGUCAUGACGUUUUCAGUGUUUGUUUUCCGCGCCGCUUUGAGCUCCAUCGAGCCGAUAUGGAAAUAUCCAGCAGCGACUGUAAACCGGAGGAAGUGCCGUUAGACGAGGGCGUGGAGACAGAGAGAUCCAUGUCCCGCUCCGACAGUGGCAGUGGAGAUGAUUCCUUGGACGGGGUCAUGAACUGCAUCCCCCGCUGCCCUCUGACGCCGUCCCUGUCGCCGGGGAAGCGAACUACAAGUGGGUCCAAAUCUAUGCCUCCUCUGCUGAGGACCAACAAGCGGACGAUCUACACCGCCGGCAGGCCGCCGUGGUACAACGUCACCGGGACGACCUUCAAAGAGGCCUUUGUUAUCGGCCUGUGUGGAGGAAGUGCGUCUGGUAAAACCACAGUAGCCAAUAAGAUCAUUGAAGCUCUGGACGUUCCCUGGGUGGUUCUGCUCUCCAUGGACUCCUUCUACAAGGUGCUGAGUAAAGAGGAGCAGGAGCUGGCAGCCAAGAACGAGUACAACUUCGAUCACCCCGACGCCUUCGACUUUGAACUGCUCGUCAACGUCCUGCGUAAACUGAAGAAAGGCAAGAGCAUCAAAGUCCCCGUGUACGAUUUCACGUCUCACUGCAGACGGAAGGAGUGGAAAACUGUGUACGGAGCCAAUGUGGUCGUCUUCGAAGGAAUCCUGGCCUUCGCCAACAAGGAGCUCCUGAAGCUCCUGGACAUGAAGGUGUUCGUGGACACAGACUCAGACAUCCGACUCAUACGGCGGCUGAAGAGGGACAUUUCCCACCGCGGCCGUGACAUCAGCGGCAUCAUCAAGCAGUACAACAAGUUUGUGAAGCCCGCGUUUGAGCAGUACAUCGAGCCCACGGUGCAGGUGGCCGACAUCGUGGUGCCCAGAGGUGGUGACAACUUUGUAGCCUUGGAUCUGAUUGUUCAGCACGUUCACAGUCAGCUGGAGAAGCGUGAGAUCACUGUGAGGUCAGCUCUGGCCUCGGCUCAUCAGGGCCAACCUCUACCCACAACCCUCACCGUCAUGGAGUGCACGCCGCAGGUCCGUGGCAUGCACACCAUCAUCAGGAACAAGGAGACGAACCGUGACGAGUUCAUCUUCUACUCCAAGAGAUUAAUGAGGCUGUUGAUUGAACAGGCGCUCUCCUUCCUGCCUCUGAAGCCGCUGAGUGUGGAAACCCCUCAGGGCGGGGUCUACCACGGCAGAGGGCUGAGUGGGAAACGAAUCACCGGCGUGUCCAUCCUCAGGGCAGGAGAGACCAUGGAGCAGGCUCUGAGAGCUGUGUGUAAGGACAUCCGCCUGGGGAAGAUCCUCAUCCAGACCAACCACGACACUGGAGAUCCAGAGCUCCACUACCUCCGUCUGCCCAGAGACAUCAGCGAGGACUACGUCAUCCUGAUGGACAGCACCGUGUCCACAGGAGCAGCUGCUCUCAUGGCCGUCAGAGUGCUGCUGGACCACGACGUACCCGAGGACAAGAUCUUCCUGCUGUCGCUGCUGAUGGCAGAGAUGGGCGUCCACUCCGUGGCCUACGCCUUCCCUAAAGUCCGCAUCAUCACCACAGCGGUGGACAAGGAGGUCAACGACCAGUUCCACAUCAUUCCAGGCAUCGGUAAUUUUGGGGACCGUUACUUCGGCACCGACGCCCCCUCAGACUGGUGUGAGAGUGACGAGGGGAUGGACAUCUGAAGUCAGGACCAAUCAGGGACCAGGAUGUUUGGUCACAGACACAGAAAACAAAUGGACCUGCUCCUUUAAAAUUAUUAUUUUUUAUUCUGAUCUGAGGUCUGUGCUGGUCGGCUCUCCUCCUGUUAGUGACGUGACGAUGCACAAACUCUGAACUGAGAUCAGUUUUAGAUCAACAGUGACGUUGGAAACUCUGGAAGUUUCUCUCUGUCGUUCAAAUGGACAGUGGAGCAGGAGCAGCAGGAGCAGCAGGAGGAGCAGGAGGAGCAGGAGCAGGAGGAGCAGCAGGAGCAGGAGGAGCAGCAGGAGCAGGAGGAGCAGGAGCCUCCUCCUCUUGAACAUGAACACAUUUUAAUAGAACCAGCAGGAGAACCUUGAGGAUCAGUGUUCUGCUCCAGGUCGUUCUCAGGUCACUCUGUGAAGCUGUUCACGUUUGUUGAUCGGCUUCACCGAACAUUUAACUUGAAAAACCUCUGCUGCUAACCUUUGCGUUUCCAUAGUAACAGAGGCUGUGUGUUCCGUUUCCUGUCCGAGAUUUAACACCACGGACGUUCCGUCUCAGCACUUAGUCCCGUUCUAACUGUCUUCUAACAGAAGGUCUUGAUUCUUUCAUUAGCAGAAGAGACUGAUCCGCUCCGUGGAGGAAAGCUGGUUCUGCUGAUGUUCUAUAUUUUUAUGAUAAUGUUUUUAAUUAUUUAUUCUUGUUGUCUUAGUGUCUCCAUCAUUUUGUUAACUGAGAAGUGGAACGUUACCGUCUGUAGUUUCAGUCACAGUUGUGUGUUUGACACCGAUUCAGUUUCACCUCAAACUAAAUAUGACAAUAUUUUAUGUCAACAAAAAAGUACUUUGCAAAAAUUUAUCUGUGACAUUGACUAGAUUUUUACUAAUUUCUCUUCACAAUAAGCAAUAGCGCCCCUGGUGGUUACGGUAAUCAAUUAUACAACUGUUUCUUAUUUUCAGUAGCACAAAGAUGUCUACCUCAAACCGGGUUUAUUUACACUGCAUAUUUAGUUACACAUUGAGGUCCAUUGUGUCAGAAACAGUGACACCUACUGACGAGACUAAGUCUUAAUUGUAUUUUUGCUGCUACAAUACAGUAUUUAAUACCAUGCGAGUGUUACUUGUUACAUGUGGAACCGUUAAGAAUCAGCAGUGAAGGCUGUGUCACCUUCAGGUUCUCCAGAACUUUUUACUGUCAUUACUGAAAGAGAUGCAAACGUGGACUGAAGGCAAAUGUUGUUAAAACUAUUGAAAUAACUUGAACUCUAACUGUUUCUGUUAUCUGUACUGUGUGUCACUCUGUUAGCAGUUAGCACCUCCUCCACCUCAGUAUGACUGACAAUAAAAAUCUGUUCACUUUUA